GCAACGCGAAACCCUCCGCCACACCUACACGGAGGAAGCCGAGAAAACCAGAGGGUUACGCUAGACGGAGGUUUGGCAAUGGCUCUGUACGUGCUGUACGAGUCGGCGAGUGGAUACGGCUUGUUCUUGGCGGACGGGAUAGAUGAAAUCGGCCAGAACACCGAGGCCGUUCGGAGUUCGGUUUCGGACUUGAACCGGUUCGGCAAGGUUGUGAAGCUUGCCGCUUUCACUCCAUUUGAGUCUGCCUUGGAUGCGCUAAACCAGUGCAAUGCUGUCUCCGAAGGUCAAAUGACUGAUGAGCUGAGGAACUUUUUGGAGCUUACUUUACCCAAGGUGAAAGAAGGUAAGAAGCCUAAGUUCAGUGUGGGUGUGGCUGAGCCAAAGCUUGGAUCACAUAUUUAUGAGGUAACCAAGAUACCGUGUCAGAGCAAUGAGUUUGUUCUGGAGCUUCUUCGAGGUAUACGGCUCCAUUUUGCACGGUUUAUCGACAAUCUAAAGCCUGGUGAUUUGGAGAAAGCACAACUUGGAUUGGGUCACAGUUACAGCAGAGCGAAGGUGAAGUUUAAUGUGAACCGUGUUGACAAUAUGGUUAUUCAGGCUAUCUUCACUCUUGAUACACUCGACAAAGAUAUCAAUUCUUUUGCCAUGAGAGUGAGAGAAUGGUACUCUUGGCAUUUCCCUGAGUUGGUGAAAAUUAUCAAUGAUAACUACCUGUAUGCUAAGAUUGCAAAAUAUGUGGAUGAUAAAUCUCAAUUGUCUGAGGAUCAUCUAGCCGGGCUGACUGAAAUAGUUGGAGAUGAAGAUAAAGCUAAGGAGAUCAUAGAAGCUGCUAAAGCAUCCAUGGGACAGGAUUUGUCUGUAGUAGAUUUGAUUAAUGUCAAGCAAUUUGCACAAAGGGUGAUGGAUCUUGCCGAGUACAGGAAAAAGCUAUAUGAUUAUCUUGUCGUAAAAAUGAGCGACAUAGCACCUAAUUUAGCUGCAUUGAUUGGUGAAGUUGUUGGUGCCCGUUUGAUUUCUCAUGCUGGUAGUCUCACAAACUUGGCGAAAUGUCCCUCUUCAACUCUUCAAAUUCUUGGAGCGGAAAAGGCUCUCUUUAGGGCAUUGAAAACCCGUGGGAACACUCCCAAGUAUGGUCUUAUAUUCCACUCUUCUUUCAUUGGCCGUGCGUCUGCUAAGAAUAAAGGUCGGAUGGCUCGUUAUCUUGCAAACAAGUGCUCCAUUGCAUCUCGCCUUGAUUGUUUCUUAGAGAAAAGUACUACCGCCUUUGGAGAGAAGCUCCGUGAACAAGUUGAAGAGCGGCUAGAUUUCUAUGAUAAAGGGGUUGCUCCCCGGAAAAACAUUGAUGUGAUGAAAUCUGCUCUCGAUACAGCCGUCACCAAAGAGAAUGAUCCAACUACUGCUGUGAAUGGAGAUGCUAAUGGUGAGCCUAAAACUGAAAAGAAGAAGAAAAAGAAAGAGAAGCGGAAAGCAGAGGAGGAAGACGAACCAGAACCAGAGCAAGCGAAGGAAGAUGCGGAAAUGGCAGACGCCGAAGACGGGACUGCCAAGAAGAAGAAAAAGAAAAAGACUAAAGACGAGAACUCAGAAGCUCCUCCUCCACCUGCCAGUGAAGGGAAGAAGAAGAAGAAGAAAUCGAAGAGCGAAAAUGGUGAGUAAAUAUAUAGAUAGAUUGCAAGAUGGAUCUAUCAAAUAUUUUGGUCAGAGUAGCAAUGGAGGCCUGCUGGAUUUAGAGUUAUGGUUUUGUGGCCCCCAUUUUGAUUACCUAUUGUCGAAAACCUUUAUAUCUAUUACCUUUCCAAAUGUGCUUUUUCCCUAUUAUUAUUGUUAUUAUUUCGUUCUA
Andrographis paniculata is the source of this 1840-nucleotide messenger RNA. RefSeq names its product nucleolar protein 56-like. The transcript has 8 exons. The record is from RefSeq and is a predicted model, not a curated record. Gene Ontology annotation, molecular function: snoRNA binding. Lineage: Eukaryota; Viridiplantae; Streptophyta; Magnoliopsida; Lamiales; Acanthaceae. Gene Ontology annotation, cellular component: box C/D methylation guide snoRNP complex; small-subunit processome. Bases 79 to 1656 code for a protein of 525 amino acids.